AUGGCUUCGCCUCUUGUCCUUGUACUUGGUCUAGCUCUCUUAGUUUUGUGCCCCGGUGGUUACAGCCAGCGUUCUCCUUCGCCAGGAUACUACCCGAGUUCCCGAGUAUCAACUACACCCUUUGAUCGUGAAUUUCGAACUCUAUGGGGAUCUCAACACCAGCGUAAAGAGCAAGAUGUUAUCACUCUUUGGCUCGACAAAUCCACCGGGAGUGGAUUCAAGUCUCUUCGGCCGUACAGGUCGGGCUACUUUGGGGCUUCCAUUAAGCUUCAACCAGGUUACACAGCUGGAGUUGAUACAUCUCUCUACCUCUCAAACAAUCAAGAGCAUCCGGGAGACCACGACGAGGUCGAUAUCGAGUUUCUAGGGACGACGCCGGGAAAACCUUAUAGCCUUCAGACGAAUGUAUUCGUUAGAGGAAGUGGUGACCGAAAUGUCAUUGGGAGAGAAAUGAAAUUUACCCUGUGGUUCGACCCUACUCAAGAUUUCCACCAUUACGCAAUUUUGUGGAACCCUAAUCAAAUUGUAUUCUACGUAGAUGAUGUACCGAUACGUACGUAUGAUAGAAAGAAUGAAGCUAUCUUCCCUACAAGACCGAUGUGGGUGUACGGAUCGAUAUGGGAUGCAUCGGACUGGGCCACAGAAAACGGUAGGAUCAAAGCCGACUAUCGAUACCAACCAUUUGUGGCUAAGUAUAGAAACUUUAAGCUAGCGGGAUGCACGGCAGACCAGUCUAGCUCGUGCCAACCGCCAUCGGCUUCACCUAUGGGGAACCGAGGGUUGAGCCGACAACAAAUGGGGGCGAUGGCAUGGGCGCAGAGGAACUUCUUGGUCUAUAACUAUUGCCAUGACCCUAAAAGAGACCAUACACAAACACCAGAAUGUUAA
Molecule: messenger RNA, 888 nt
Organism: Microthlaspi erraticum
Lineage: Eukaryota; Viridiplantae; Streptophyta; Magnoliopsida; Brassicales; Brassicaceae
Source: the annotation of a GenBank genome assembly